AUGUCCAAAGACGACUUUCUCGACGACAAGGCGCUGAACCAGCUGGAGGAGGAGGACGAGGAGGAGGACGACCAGCAGCAUGAGAACGAGGACGAUUUGUUUGAAGACGCGCUGGAAAACAACAUGGAGAUGGACGACACGGAGGAUGUGGUGAUGGGCGAUGGAGACGAGGAGGCAGAAGACGAAGAGGUCGAGGAAGAGGAGGACGAGGAGGUGGUGACGAGGUCCAAGUCAAACGGCCACAUGGCGGCGUCGACGUCGAACGGAUCGCACAUUGUCUUUGAUGACAGUGGCUCCAGCGACAUUCCCGAACAUGUGCUCAAGUACACCGGCCGCAGAAACAUUCCGCUCUGUACCAACACAGACUCGUGCGAGGGCUACGACAUUGUGCCAUACGUGGCGGCGAUCCACAGCUGUCCCGUGCAUGCGAUAGAUCUGUCGUGGGAGCUAAAGUGGAUGUUUACCGGUGGCCAGGACGGCUUUGUGCGCAAGUACGAUUUUUUUGCGUCCGUCAACGGCAAGCUGCCCCUGACGGUAGCCCAACGGCAUCCGUUUGUGGACUGUGUGACCAAGGCUGGCGUUCUGACGUCGUACUGGGAAAACGAACAGCCCGUUUAUGAAACAGACAUCAAGCCUAAGGAUGGGCUCUACGAGCCCAAGCUGUCGUGCGUGUACUCGCUGGCGGCGCAUUCGCGGUGUCUGUGGCUGCUUUCGGGUUUGCAGAGUGGAGGAAUCACGCUGAUGAGCGUACGACACAACGAGGGCCAGAUCCAGGCGUACCUCGAGAAACAUACGUCUACGGUAUCGGUGCUGGUUCUCAACCAGUGGGAGAACAGACUCUUGUCUGGAUCGUGGGACAAGACCGUCAACGAGUGGGAUUUGGACACGGGCAAUGUGGUUCGGACGUUUGACGGCAUUUCUGGCCAGGUCAGCACCGUGCAGUAUCAGCCAGUCGGAGGCGCAAUAGUGUCUCGAAAUCUGGGUCUAGAGGGGCUGGAUAGUGACAGAACGGCCCGGGGCAAAGAGAUUCUCGAGGGAGACGAGGAGGAAGACGACGACAAAAGCAUGGGGUCGUUGUUCGGGUCGGACGAGGAGGAGGAGGGCGAGUCCGAGGUGAAAAAGGAGGAGGUGGACGUGGCAGCAGAUAAGGAGGCCAGCGAAAGUGUCAAGCCAGGUGAUGGUGAUGGCAGCGAAGAGCCGACCCGCAACACUACCUCGGAGUCCAUAUUUCUCACGUCGGCCAUUGAUGGAACAGUAGACAUUUGGGAUAGACGGCAGCAGCAGCGAAUCACACGAAUUGCGGUGCCUCAAGGCACCCCGCCGUGGUGUAUGAGUGCAUGCUGGUCGACCGACGGAGACCGCAUCUACGUUGGUCGACGAAACAGCACGGUGGAGGAGUUUUCGCUGCGAGGCAAUGUGCACGAGCCAUCUAAGGUGUUCAAGUUCCCGUCCGUGUCAGGUGCCGUGAGCACCGUGGCUGCCAUGCCCAAUAACCGACACGUGUUGUGCGGCUCUCACGACAAUGUUCGGCUGUACGACGUGCAGAGCUCCAAGCAGCAGGCUGUGCCGUUCUGGAUUGUGCCGGGACAUCAGGGCGGUAUUCUGUCGUCCAUCAAGGUCGAUCCUAGUUGUCGAUACAUGGUCACCUCCAGUGGAGACCGAGGCUGGAGUGGAACCACCAGUACAGAUGUUGCCUUGGUGUACGAGAUUGAUCCCAUUGUCGGCACCAAGAAUCUGUGA
Messenger RNA from Yarrowia lipolytica CLIB122, 1740 nucleotides. RefSeq lists its product as uncharacterized. Gene Ontology annotation, cellular component: nucleus; SAGA complex. The record is from RefSeq and is a predicted model, not a curated record. Gene Ontology annotation, molecular function: protein binding. NCBI's taxonomy places the organism in Eukaryota, Fungi, Ascomycota, Dipodascomycetes, Dipodascales.